Molecule: messenger RNA, 2725 nt
Organism: Vanrija pseudolonga
Lineage: Eukaryota; Fungi; Basidiomycota; Tremellomycetes; Trichosporonales; Trichosporonaceae
Exons: 3
Coding region: 698-2284 (528 amino acids)
Source: RefSeq, a predicted model, not a curated record
CGUGACGGCCACAGACACGGGAAGAGGGGUGCUAUUCAAAUGACGCGACUGGGGCUGCUGCAGGCGCUGAAUUGGCGCCAAUUCAGAGUAGCGCGCGCGUCGACGAGACUGCCAGCCAGCUGCCAGGACACGAAAAGUCCAGAACUUCCACUGCUGGUAGGGCGGAUGAGAACAAGGACAAGGUACAAUGUGGGCAGGGGAGAGAGAGAUGCAAUGCGGAGAGAUACAGCAGAGCAUGCAGAGCAUGCAGAGUGAGCGAGGAGAGAGCUGUACCCGGAGUGCGCGGUAUGCAUUGCAUGUACGCCGUCCACUGAGCUGACUCGCCGUGGAAUGGGAAACACGCCUCGCAGUCGUCGUCUGUCCUCGUUCGUCGUCGCCAUCUCGUCGCCAUCUUGCUUCGACUUCUCAUCGGCACAAGCACUCUCUUGCUCUUCAUUCUUCUUUCCCCGGAUCAGUUGUGCUUCUUGCCCCCACAUCAUCAUCACGCGCUCUCCGUCAUGGACGUCUGAUCUCUGUGCCAGUGUCCCACUCGCACAAAGCGCGGCCCUCUUAUCACACCCGCCGUCACACCCCUCUCGUCGCCGUUCCGCUCGUUCCCACCCCGCCCAGCAACAACACAAACAAACACCCAGCCAUCAUCACAUCUCCUCUCUCUCACACAUCCUCUCCAUCACCCUCCUCGGCUCACACACACACCAUGCCGUCCCCAACGACGUACGAUCAAAAGCAGCACAACCAGUAUCACAGACACGCACACCAGUAUCACCACAACCAGCUGCACCAGCGCCCAUCCCCAGGCCACCACCACCACCAACAGCAGCAUCACCACUACACGACAGCAGGCGACCGCUUCCCAUUCUCAACGUCCACCGCCGCCACCUUGCCGACAAGCCCACCGCCCGGGCUGUCGUCGUCAUCGCUGUCGUCGUCGUCCACGCUCAUCUCACUCAGCCAGGACAUCACCGCCCUCCUCUCCCUCUCGCUCGAGGCCGGCGUGUCGCUCGUCAACGACCGGGUCCGCGCCGCCCUCGGCCUCGUGGGCAUCGGAUCCCGCGUCAAUGCUCCGCCUCCUCGCCGUGCCCUCGAGAGCGGAAGCGGCCUAGCCGUAGUAGUUGUUGGCGCUGCCGACGCCACGGGCCAAAGUCUCACGCUUAGACUGGCAAAAUCCGGCUACACUGUCUUUCCGUUCGUGCCCGUCGCGACGACGACGGCAUCCAUGAACGGUCCUAUCGCGCCGCCGCUAUCUGCCCCGCUGUCGACCCUGCUCCUCGCGUGGUCGGGCGUACAGAAGCGCCUCCAGGCCCGCGAUCCGGGUCACACCGGCGCGGUUGUUCCCGUUGUCGUCGACGACUCGGACGACGGUUUCUUUACUUACCCGGCCUCGGCGCCACCCUCGCCACCGAAGCGCGGAGGCCGCUUUGCCCACGCCGGCGAGACGGUGCGCGCAUACUGCCGCGACAAUGGCCUGGCGCUCGUCGCGAUCGUUUGCGCCGCGCCGACUGCAAUCCCCGGACGGCCGCCGCGCUCGCCCGACAUCCCACACACGCUGGCCGAUACCCUCCCCACCGAUGUGGCGCCGAUCAUCGACCUGCCGGCGUCGUCGCUUGUCCGAGCCGACGAAGAGGCCCUCGUGGCGCUCUACCGUGCUCACGUGCUCGACCCCCUCUGUGUAGUUCGCGCGCUCGGUGAUCUGCUCGCCCAGCCCCGUGGCGCCGGCAGCCCCCACGGCCGUGUGCUGUUUGUCGAGACGUCGGGCUGUGUCGACGAGCUCGAGCUGCGUGCUCCCAGCUUUGGGGCGCCGGCCGGAGCGCCCCAGCUGAUCGCCACAGCGCGUGCGGAAACGGCACGGAUUCUGCGCAGCGAGCUGGCGUCGGCGGGCAUUGACGUGUGUGAGAUUGUCGUCGGCCCCAUGGCACCGCGCCUGAGCCCCACGACCCACGUCCGCUCUUCGAGUGGCGAUAGCGACACGGACAAGGCGCUCGCGUCCGCGACGCACCCCGACUAUUCCGACAAGGCCGUCGUGUCGCUCCAGCUCCAGCGGGAUGGGCCGAUCAUGUCGCGCCUGCGGACCGUCGCCCGCGUGUUUGCCGUCGACGAUGCGCUCGUGUACUCGUGCGUCCGCCGCGCGAUCGAGGACAGAUAUCCACGCUCGCGCCACCAUGCCGGGCUCGUGCCCCUGCUCGCGACGGUCGUCAGUGCCACGCCCGGUGUCGGCGUGGUCACCGUGCUCGGCCGCUGGGUCCUCGGGCGCCUCUUUGCCCCGCGCAAGCGUUCGCGUAGGUAACGAGCGAGCGUGCCCAGCGCAGUACAAUCUUGGCAGGGGUUGGCACCCAUUACAUUGUCCAUGCCACCUGCUGCGGAUGGAUGCGCAUAGGGGGGCAGCUGCGACGCAAACGCCUUGCAACCGUGACCCGCGCAUUGUCCCGACCACGACCCGCAAACAUCCCUCCCCUCUCCCCCUCUUCCCACACACCCCCACUCAUCACCACCAUCGUUCCGCUUCACGCUGUCACGCACGCCCCACGCCCCACGCCCCUCCCAUGUCCCCGCCACGCCCCCCACAUCCAGCGCUGGCUGUUGUAAUCGAGCGCACCGCUCCGCUCCCCCGUUUGUCAAUAGAGGCUCGCUUAGACGGCCGCAGUCGUUGUCGUCGUGUUCAUGUCCGCGUUCGCACGCACCGUAUUAUUUCACUGUAUCGUAGUGAUGCAAAGGAGUGCAUCGUGUG